Oncorhynchus masou masou (cherry salmon) is the source of this 2021-nucleotide messenger RNA. It is a transcript of the gene cmpk1, whose product is annotated as cytidylate kinase. The coding region runs from base 108 to 767 and encodes 219 amino acids. Gene Ontology annotation, cellular component: nucleus; cytoplasm. Gene Ontology annotation, biological process: 'de novo' pyrimidine nucleobase biosynthetic process; UDP biosynthetic process; CDP biosynthetic process. NCBI's taxonomy places the organism in Eukaryota, Metazoa, Chordata, Actinopteri, Salmoniformes, Salmonidae. The record is from RefSeq and is a predicted model, not a curated record. The transcript is spliced from 6 exons. Gene Ontology annotation, molecular function: ATP binding; UMP kinase activity.
AGUGGUGUUGCUUUGGCGGACUUCCCACUGACACGCAUCAACCGGGCUUUAGAUCUGUUCUUCAUCGAACCGGGUACACUUAGUGUAUUGUUUGGUUUUAUCGGUUUAUGAUUUUCCAUUUACUGAGUAGGUUAUCAGCGAAGGUGCCGAGCGUUGUGUACAGGGCCGCAUUGAUCAUGAAGCCGCAGGUUGUGUUCGUGUUGGGAGGGCCUGGGGCGGGGAAAGGGACCCAGUGUGCCAGAAUCGUUGAGAACUACAGUUACACUCACCUGUCUGCCGGAGACCUGCUGAGGGCCGAGCGAAGCCGAGAGGGGUCAGAGUUCGGACAGCUCAUUGACAGUUAUAUCAAGGAUGGCAAGAUCGUCCCUGUCGAGAUCACCAUUAACCUACUCAGGAAGGCCAUGGAGGAAACCAUGGAGAUGGACGAGAAGAAGUUCCGCUUCCUCAUCGACGGCUUCCCCCGAAAUGAAGACAACCUCCAGGGGUGGACCACUGUCAUGGAAGGGAAGGCUAACGUCAAAUUUGUGCUUUUCUUCGACUGUACUAGUGAGGUCUGUAUCGACCGAUGUCUAGAAAGAGGGAAGAGCAGCGGGCGCACCGAUGACAACAGAGCGAGCCUGGAGAAAAGGAUCCAGACAUACCUGCAGUCGACACGGCCUAUCAUCUCACUGUAUGAGAAACAGGGCAAGGUGCGCACCGUGGAUGCCUCGUGCGGUGUGGACGAGGUUUUUGACAACGUCAAAGCCAUCCUGGACAAAGAGGGUUGAAAUCCCCGCCAACUGCCAACAACUGUAACAUUCACAGUUUUGUUUGUCUUUGUAUCAGCUGCAGUAACACUAUACAUGUCCAUUCAAAUUACUUUUUACAUUUAAAAAAAAAAAAAACUUUUUUUUUUGUCAGUGCCGAGCUGCUCUUCCAAGGGUGUGAUUGAAUGUGUGUGUAAGAGUGAAUAAGAUGGGUAGUAAGAUGCUCUACUGACCAACCGCACUGGGUUUCACUACGGUAGUUGUACACCAACUGACAAGCCUGUCAUUGUAGUCGUGGGGCUUUGUAUAGGGACAAGACUAAUAGAAUUGCUCUUAGCUUGGCGAGGCACUUAUUUUUGUUGUCAAGCAGAGGCAUAUACAGUACUGUAUGUUAAAUUAAUGUUUUUUUUUUUGUGAUCAAAUCUGCGUACACACCAUUGUUAGCUGUUCCCUAAGCGAAAACGUUCAUUUUCACUGACCAACCACUUCUAUGGGCUAAAUCAGAGCUCUCCAACCCUGUUCCUGGAGAGCUACCAUCCUGUCCAUUUUCACUCCAACCCCAGUUAUAACUAACCUUAUUCAGAUUAUUAACCAGCUAAUUAGAUCAGGGUUGCACCCAGGGGGGGCGCCAGGACUGAGUUGGGAAACCUUGUGUUAGAUUAGGGUUGGACUGAACCUACAGGACGAUAGAGCACGAGGAACAGGUACUCAGAAAUGAAAAUUGUCUUAUGAACUUCCCCUGUGUACUAAUAAAAUAUAAAAAGCACCAGUCUCAUGUUGGAAGAAAUAUGAACAGCGGUCCCAUAGGACCACAGGGAAUCGAGUCACAGCAGCCAUGAUUGCAGUAUUACAAAUUUGUGGAUUAAACUGGCAGGGCAACGAUAGUUGUUACUGCACAUACGGUGUGGGACCAAUUUUGAACUUAAACUUGUGAAAUCAAGUUUAAACUUGGGACUAUCUGCAAGUUUGUGUCACUGCACAUGAAAGAGUCUUUGGUGUUCUCCCGAAUGCUGAAAUACUGACAUGUUUUGUCGCCCCAUGUAGUGUGGCUGAAAAUGUGAAGUCCAAUGCUUACUUUGUUCUCCAACAAGGACUUGGCUGUGUUAUGUAUGCGUCAUUACAAAAGUGCACAAAGAUCAGCUCCCGACAGUUAAGUUUCUGUUGUGUGUUAUUUGUUAAAUCUUUGAUUAUGCGACAAAGGACCAGUUUUGUCAAAUCGGAGUAUGUUGCCAUGUAAAGUGGGAGAAAUCGUCAAAUACAAACAAACCAAAUAUA